Cryptomeria japonica (Japanese cedar) is the source of this 2127-nucleotide messenger RNA. RefSeq names its product UDP-N-acetylglucosamine diphosphorylase 2. The coding region runs from base 293 to 1744 and encodes 483 amino acids. The transcript is spliced from 16 exons. Gene Ontology annotation, molecular function: UDP-N-acetylglucosamine diphosphorylase activity. Gene Ontology annotation, biological process: UDP-N-acetylglucosamine biosynthetic process. The record is from RefSeq and is a predicted model, not a curated record. Lineage: Eukaryota; Viridiplantae; Streptophyta; Pinopsida; Cupressales; Cupressaceae.
UAGUUUUUUCUAUAAAAACCCCAGCAGACAGCCCUUAAAUAUUAAGUAAUUAGACAUUUAUUCCGCCCAUUCAGAUAAAACAAACGAACGAAUCGACUUAUUCGGGCUUUUCACAUCUCGGACAGCAAAAUUCACUCCCUUAACAACGACAGGAGGAAGAAAAUAAUUUAACGCCAUUAACAGAUGCGAUUCGCAAUAUAUGUUGCAGGACAGAAACCUUUCUUACGGAGAAUUUAUUGAAGAAUUCAAGGGUCUUAAGGCCACCAGAUUUUUCAAUCUGUAAGAAUUGGUAAUGGGGGAAGCCGGGUACGAGGAAAUGGAACCGCCACAGGCUUUGGUGGAGCGUCUCAAGGAUUUUCGCCAAGAACAAACCCUGGCAUUAUGGAAGGAGCUCAAUCCCCAAGAGCGCCAGCUUUUGAUUAAAGACCUUGAGAGUCUGGAUCUUUCACGAGUGGAUCGAAUUAUCAAACAAUCUUUUCUUCUGCGAGAUCGACCUAUACCAAGUCCAGAACCAGUUCCGGAGGCAAGUGUCUCCACUGUUCUGGAAAGAACACCGGAAGAAAGGGAAAGAUGGUGGAAAAUGGGACUGAAGGCCAUUUGUGAGGGCAAGCUCGCAGUUGUGCUUUUGUCUGGAGGCCAGGGUACUCGAUUAGGAAGUUCAGAGCCAAAGGGAUGCUUCAACAUUGGGCUCCCUUCUGGUAAAUCUCUCUUCCAGCUUCAAGCAGAGCGCAUUUUGCGUGUUCAAAGACUUGCAGCUCAGUCUGUACCUGAUGGUGCAGGUCGAUAUAUUAGAGUACACUGGUAUAUUAUGACAAGCCCAUUUACACAUGAUGCAACAUGCAAAUUCUUUGAGAGUCGGAAAUAUUUUGGCUUGGAGUCUGAACAAGUGACCUUUUUUCAGCAAGGUACAUUACCUUGUAUUUCAAAGGAAGGGAGGAUUAUUCUGGAAACCCCAUAUCAGAUUCUAAGGGCCCCAGACGGUAAUGGAGGAGUUUGUGCAGCAUUGAAGUCCUCAAAAUGCUUGGAAGAUAUGGCGAUGAAAGGCAUCAAAUACAUUGAUUGCUAUGGAGUUGACAAUGCUUUGGUCCGUGUAGCAGACCCAUUGUUCCUGGGCUAUUUUAUUGAUAAAGGUGUGGCUACUGCAGCUAAAGUUGUCCGGAAGGCAUAUCCACAAGAGAAGGUUGGUGUGUUUGUUCAGCGGGGCAAAGGAGGACCUCUUGGUGUAUUAGAAUAUAGUGAGAUGGAUCCUUCCAUGGCAUAUGCUAUCAAUCAGGAGACAGGGCGCCUUCGAUACAACUUGAGUAAUGUAUGCUUGCACAUGUUUACACUGGACUUUUUGACCCAGGUUACAGAAGAGCUUGAAGAGGACAGCAUCUAUCAUCUGGCAGAGAAAAAAAUGAGCUGUGUCGAGGGACCUAUAAUGGGAAUAAAGUUGGAACAAUUUAUAUUUGAUACUUUUCCUUAUGCUCCGUCAAUGGCUCUCUUUGAGAUUCUACGAGAAGAAGAAUUUGCUCCUGUUAAAAAUGCAAAUGGUCAUGCAACUGACACACCUGAAACUUCAAGACUUCUUGUUCUCCAUCUACAUACUCGCUGGGUUACUGCAGCUGGUGGCUUUGUUACGCAUUCAGUUCCUUUAUACUCUACUGGGGUAGAGGUAUCACCACUCUGUUCCUAUGUGGGUGAAAACUUGGAAGACAUUUGCCGUGGUCGAACUUUCCAUGCUCCAAGCGAGAUCACAACUUAGGAGGCAUUCAUAUUAGUAAGAGUUGGCAGUAUACUAAUGGAGGAUAUUUGAUAAUUCAGAAAUGAAUAUUAUUCUGAAGACGGAAGCAAUUAUUUAUUUUUGAUAUAGAGGUAUUCUAGGCUUGCUAGCUGGGAGAUCAGAUCUUCUGGCUUCAUCAAGCACCCUGUUCUUCGGUUGUAUAAAUUUAGCUCUUUAGUAUAAAAAACGGGCACUGAAGUUGGACAUUUGAAUCAGAGGUCUUAAGUGUGCCACUGGUCUUAAAUUUUCUCAGAGGCUUUAUAAGUAUUGUUGUUUGCCUAAGUAGCAUUUUUCUACUGAUAUAGCAGCUGCUGCCUUAUUUUGGACUGUUUAAGCAAUUAAUGAGUUUAUUUAUACACUGGCAA